CAGCCAGCGGCACAUCCAGCCACCGCGCCGUGAGUUAGCCGAGCCUCCCCAGCGCUCGCUGGAGCUGCUGUGUAGCAACACCAGAUAUACGUCGGAGAUAGAAGACAGCGUCGAUUAUAGCAAGCGAGUUUGUACAGCUAACGACAAACAGCAAUAGAGAACUGGUUAUAAAGCGUACAAUCGAAGAGACAGCUCCGUGUCGUGAAGGCAUUCGAGCUUCAUUUUGUGUGCCUUCACCGCUCGUGCCUAAAUGCUAGUGGACGGUCGUCGACUAACUAGUCUGCAGGACGACUAACAACCUGUUUAUGCUGUGUACGUGUGUGUCGUUCUUUCUUUUUCUUUUCUCUUUUUUUUUUUUUUGACUAUCACAGCACUACUUCGACUGCUGUUGAAACUUCUAUCAGCCGCAGUAGUAGCUCUAAGCGUUGUCCGGCGUUGUUCUACUACAAAACUUGCCUAUGUUGCCAUACCAACGUAAACACAGAGGGACAUCGUUCUCGGUCGUCUGAAAUGGAGAAUACCAGCCCCAGGAGCCUCGAAUGAAGGUGGCCAGUGACAGGAAGAAAAAACGCAAAGACUACAAUGAGGUCAGAAUAGAGACAACGAAAGGCAAACAGACAUUAGAAUGUGCGAAAUCAGCUGUGCAAACAUUGCGCGCAUAGAUGCGCCGUAAAGAAUCGAGUACAGGUAAAAUGCGCAACAGGGAGUGCCUGUCAACCUAAAAAGUGGCCGUAAUCUGUUAGCGUCUGAUGUCCUCGUGUGAGUAUAAUGCGGCAGAUGGAGGAAGAUUUAUCGAGCGACGAAUUUCAGUCGACCGACGAUCGAUCCUCAGCAGGUAUCACGUCGCCUAAAUAGACUUCGUUCCAGGCACAUCUUAUGUCUGCCUGCCCAUUAGCUUCCAUCGAAACGACAUCACACACACACAAGGGACGAUGACUCAAUAGCCGAAGACGACCUAUUUUCGAAUUUGUGAAUAAUGCGAAUGAGAAAAACCCCACUGUUAACCCGAACGAGAUUGAUACAGUUAGUCUUAAACGGGCUAGCGGGUCCACUGCCUUACAAACGGUGCUUUCUUGAUUAAUGGAGCUACUCCGUAAAAUUGCGUGAGCAACUCUUAAACCCCAUAUGUAUUGUAAGUCUCAGAUCAACAUUAACUCGAGGAAAAUAGAACAUCUUCUAUUGUUAUAAUUGAAUAUGGUUGUAUAUUUGGCGUUCUGCGGCAGCGGUUCCACAACGCUUUCAACGGAAAGGUUGGAAUAGAUGGUAAGGUUAAAUAGAACAUGUGGAGUCUUACAAGAGUAGACAGCAAUCCUGACGCGUUUAAAGUGUGUGCUUACGUGCUAUCUGUUCGUUACGCCUCUAACCAGUGUCGCCAGGAUUUUACUUCAAUCAUUGCCUUCUCAUCGUUGUAUUCACACGAGUUAAAGUCGAUCGGAUCGGAUUCCCAAGACCCCAGUUUCGUCAGCUGUUCUCGUGGAUUUUUAUCGCCAAAAUAUUGCGUAUUCGUUUGUUGCUUGUUAUUUGUUAAGUUCAUGUUGAUUGGCACAGUUUAUUGUUAAAAAGAAGCCAUUGGCAACGUCAUUCUUUUAUUAUUGUCAUCGUCGGAUAUGACGGCCUCCUGCGUACGCCACUUUGGAUAAGUGUCCUACCGCACGCAUCGCAAACGCUGCGGUCUCGUUUUGGAUUUAAAAAAGUGAUUUCGUACUGCCCUGGAUUAUGCUCCUUCACUCGACUAGAAAAAUCAUCGACACAACACACGCCGCACCGAAGCAUCCUUUGAAAAAUGCCGUUUGUUUACAAUGAGGACGGAGCUGCUCCCGAGCAGCCGGCCGUCCCCGUCCACCAACAUCUCCGUCACCAACAACAGCAGCAUCCUCCGAACUCGUCUUCGCCCCCUACGGAGUUGCUGCGACAGCAGCAGCAGCAGCAGCAGACGACGACGCCAGCAUCAACUUCAAACAUCAGUGGCAAUAGUAGCGGCCUGCAACAGCACUUUCAGCCUUUAUCGCCCCAUCUGCAUCAGCUACAGGCGCAAAUUUUCCAGAGCUCAUCGAACCCGCAGAUAUUGGGCAGCGGCAGUAGUAACAACAAUAGCACAAACGGAUUCAACGGACCUCACGCAGGUUCCCUCGGGCUCGGCCCUUCAAAACGUAUCCAACAACUACUUACCGACCCUUUACUGCUGCCACGCAAGGAGCCCAAUCGAGAACACCUGCAACAACAGCAGCAGCCUCUGCGAACGGUUACAGCAGCUGGUGCGGCAACAGCAGCGGCAGUACCACCACCUGGGGUUAUUAACAGACCGAAAUCUUCACCUGCGCUCGAAAGAUCGCCUCGAAAAGAGCGUCGAGAAAAAGGUGAGACAGGAGUUGCCGAUGGAACUGGCGUCCACGCGCAGCGAACUUCAUCGAAAAAAUCGGUGGUCCCCAACGCCAGUACUCAUAGAACGAGCGAACCGCAAAGUGCAGCAGGCGCAGCUGGGUUUUCGGCAUCGUCUUCGUAUAGGAACGGUGAUGCUGGAGGCCGAAACUUCCCGCCAACGUUACCUCAGCAUCAACAACAGCAACGGACACGAACUAAUUCAAUCAACCAUGUGUUGCCUUUCCUUGUAAAGCAGCAUGCAAAAACCCUACUCUCCGUCCAGGAACUUCAAGAAAGGGUGGCGAGCCUCGAAGAGCUGAGCGUCAGUCUUCAGUGCGCAAUGGAAUCAAGUUCCGCAUCAGUAGGAGGCUGUUCAACGAUAAACCCUGCUCAUCAACAAUCCAGCCCCUGGCAGACGUCAAGCAAAGCGCCGGUAACCAGCGGUAACGGUGCCGCUAUUAACUAUAGUCAAGUUGUACAGAAUUCGAAAUCGUCGCGUUCGGCCGAUUGCGGUGGCAGCAGUGCAGGAGGCGGAGCGGAAAGCGACAAACAAGACAGCGGACUUGGGGUUGACUCAUCAUCGAGCCAUUCGAGAAACAGCCAAACUCCUUCUGCGUCAGGCUCCUCACAGAGCGGCAUCAACAGCCAUCACAACCCUCAUACCUCAUCGUCUACGCUUAACAUUCACAAUACUACAGCGACAACGACAACAACAGCAGCCCACAAUACCACUUCACAUCUGAGCCCAUCCCAUAACCUUCAUCACCCCCAUCAUCAUCAUACGCGGCCGCAGCAUUUGACGGUCGCCGCUCAUGGUACAGGACAGACCAGAGUUAACAAUCCGCAUCAAAAUCAGGCGGACGAAUUGCUCGAUCUGCUCGAUCAGAUCUGCGAGCGCGGCAACCACCUUCGGGAUUUCGCAUCCAGUCAGCAACAGCUGCAGCAACUCAAUUCAGAUUUGGCGGGCAUGGGAGACGCACAGCUGCUCAAAGAGAACCGCGAACUCAAGAGGCUACUACACAAGACCGAAGAUGAGAAAAAAGCUCUUAAAGACCAGAUACGAGCCUACGAAAGCCAGCUCCAUCGCUUACAGGGUGAACGGAUGGCAUACGAAGAUAAGUUGUCUGCAGUUUGUUUCGAGAAACGACAGCUUGAAAGCCAUGUGAGGGCACUCCACGUAAGCUGUGUGGCGGGUGGAGGUGGCACAGGCACUGCUGGGAGCUCUCUAGGAACCGUAGUUCCCUCCAGGAGUUUGGCCGCUGCAGGUGUUGUCACAGGUCCUGCUUCCGGCCAGGGAUUGCCCGCAGGAUCAACAGGAUCUGCUGCGGCCACCAAUUCUGCCAGCAGCGUUCAUCCAGCGGUCAAUUCUAGUCAUCUCGGGUCGUUUCAUGACUCUCCCAGCAUAAACGAUAAGGUGUCCCGUGUCCUUCAGAUAGACAAUCCUUUGGAACUGCAACGCCAGUUGAUUGAACACAUCAUGGAUAAUGCGGCUCUAAUUGACAGACUGCGAAAACUAGAGGCCACGUGGGCGAAGCGACAUCAUGACUGGGCAAAGACCGAAGAGGCGCUGCAAUCGCACGUAGAUGACUUAAUGGGUGAGCGGGACGAGUGCAUAUCCGCAUUACGAAAAAACCAAGUUGAUUUACGAAGACUUCGUUCGAGACUCACGUUUCUUGAAAGCGCCGUCCACAAAUUUGACGGAGGACCGACGCACGGGACUCACGACGCUCGAGAGGCCCUCGAUCAAAUCGAUGAGAUGGAAGCUGCCCUCCCAUUACCGCCAUGGAUGCAGAGUUCCUCACCCCGUCUCGUACAGAGCUACCAUAAUAAUCUAGCAAUCGGGCUAGGCGAACGGAAAAGCCCGCAUCAUUCGCUACCCCCACGGGUUGGCGUUAACCAAGCGGCCAACGCUCAUCUAUUCCGCAAUGAAGGCCCGGCCUCGUUAUUGAGUAAUCAGUGGCGCCGACCCGGAGCUAAUUCACCGCAAGACCUUAUGUCGGUACAUGACGAUCUAACGUCGCAUAUCGAUCAGAUAUGUUCCGAGUUCGACCCGCUCAGUGGUAAGGAGGGCCAAGCACCGGGAGCCACACAGGGUCAUGACUACGACUCCUUAGACUUAUCGAUGCCGCUUCAGCCAACGAAGCUUCACAGCGCGCUGACUUAGUAUACUUCAUUGAAUUCUGACGUGAAACGCCUGAUUAUUAAAAUAGACAAAGCUCUAUGGCCCAUUUAGAAUAGGUAGGUAGUAGAUAGAUGGAAUCGAUGCCUGCACCGUAUCUGUGGUGAUAGAAUACCUCAUUAUAAUUGAAUCCUGUAAACAAAUUUCCGAGGAUCCGAUGCUUAAUGAUCCGGUAUCAAGCCUUCUUUAUAUCAUCCUGAUUGAUCCUUUUGGCAAUACGUAAUCUUCCCCAUAGGAUGCUACUAAUUCGUUUGAUGAUAAAUUACACUCUAUUAAUGCAAUUAUUUCUUGUCAAAAACAAGAUCUCGUAUUGUAGCAAAACGAGCGAUCUUGAAAAACUAUGACAAGAUGGAAUGACACACCUUUUCCCAUAUGGUAGUUGUUCAGAGAUGAUUUACGUACACAGGUGAUUUAAUUAAAAAAAAAAAAAGGAAAUGAGGGAACCAACUUGCGGAAAACUGAUCCAAGCGAAUAUAAACCUCGGUAUUGACCGUCGUACCAUGUAAUCUAUUUUAACAGCUUUAGAACCAAAUCGUCUCACACAGCAAAAUGAUCAGCGAGACAUAAAUAAAAAUACUAUAAGUAAAAAGUGAGUACGAGGCCGUAUACCAAAUACAUACGCGCUUGACAUGGGCGUAGCCGGUCGGCUGUCUGUCUAUAAGACAUCAUGACAAAAACAAUAGCUGUUGAACAUCAUGUUUUACACAGAAGCAUACACAUACAUACACACUCAUAUAUCAAAUGAGGGAACAAGAUAUGAACUAUAAAUAAAUGCUGUUAACUAUUAUAUUCUGUUAGGACGACGACGACGACUAGAUUGAUAAAUGAGCGGGUUCGGAUAGACAAGACUUCGUCGGUCCUGAAGAGCCUACGCCGGAUUUACUAGCAUAACAAUAAGUCUGCGGUGAUUACUGUGUAGCUUUCAUGUUAAUUAAUGUAUAUUUGUUGUUAAGGUUUCGGCGGCACUGCCGACAGGAGAUUGACUGCCGCAAUUUUCACUUUCGUGGCUGAAUCCGAUUCGUGGGUGGUGAGAUAUUGGUCGUUUGAUUUGAAUUUCUGCACGACUACUUUAUAUUAUUUCUAUUAUUAGUAUUAUGACCACCAUAUUGAUUCGUACUGUUUCUGCUUUAUACGUAUACCGUUAGAACUGUAGAAUCGAAAUUAGCGUAGCUUCAUUCUAAUUUGUGGAUCCUGAUCUUCUACCACACUAUA
Varroa destructor (honeybee mite) is the source of this 5752-nucleotide messenger RNA. RefSeq lists its product as uncharacterized. Lineage: Eukaryota; Metazoa; Arthropoda; Arachnida; Mesostigmata; Varroidae. The record is from RefSeq and is a predicted model, not a curated record.